AGCAGUUUCAGGGUUGUUACCCAUCUCCGUAAAUCUUACCAUAGGGGUCUCUUGAAAGAAAAUUGCUAAGAAUUUCCAACUGGACUGUGUAAUCACAGCGCCUGGUAUCAAGAGAAGGGGGAGUGACAUGAAAUCACUGACUUGUGACAUACAUUCCUCAGCAACAGCAGCUGCUGCCUAAUGACAGCUAAUAAAGGGAAUCUUCCCUUGACAGAGCUGCAUGCCUGCAGUGGGACUGGAAUGCGUCCCAGAUAAAUCCACUGAUAACCUAGGAAGCAGAGAUCACACCCAAAGAGUAUAAAAGACGAGCUGCGGAAGAGAGAGGAUAGGACAAGGAAGAGAGAGACCUGAAGAGACAUCUCAGAAGGAGCAGCUUGAACUUCCCAUAUUCCCAACGAACCCAGCACCAUGGACGCUAAAGGCUCAUUCUCCUGUGGUUUCCUCUUGCUGCUUCUCCUCCAGUUCCAGUCCAGCAAAGCCAACCCUAUCUACAGCCUUAGCCCUGCCAAAGAACUGGCCAGCAUGGAGGCUCUUCUGGAGAAACUGGAGGAUAAAUUUGCACUGAUUGAAGCCCUGGAGUCCAAUCCUGACCUGCAAGAGCCCAAAACCCAAGAGGACAGCCCACCAGAACUUGUAGAUGACAGCGAUGAUCAGAAGGCUGAAUCCAGACUAGCACCCAGCACCCUUCUGUCCUACAGGGACCCCUUCCUCAAGAGACUGAAGGGGCUGCAGAUGCCCAGGAUGAUGAGAGAUUCUGGCUGCUUCGGGAGGAGAAUUGACAGAAUUGGAUCCCUGAGCGGAAUGGGUUGCAACGGUUCCAGGAAGAAUUAGGAAGACCUCCCUACCCUGUGCUAUGAAGAAUGCUUUACAGUACCCGUUCCUCCCAAGAUGAAAGAUAGAAGCUUUCUAAGCUCUUCAAUGGAAAGUUAUUCCUAUUUUUAUUUAUUUAUUUAUUUAUUUAUUUGAUGUUUUUUAAAGAACGUUUCUUACUCUAGCACCAAGAGAUCAUCUUUAAAUAAAACUAACACGUUAGAUAUCUAUGCUGGACUUCUCUCCUGUCUGUUACAUCAAACCUUCGUGUAUUUUCCUAAAGUCAAAAGCCUGUGUUUUAUUGGUAUGCUGGCACUCACAAGGCUGGAUCUCACUUAUGCAAGACUGAGAAUGUAUGAACUUGGGAGAAACAAGAAUGAGUGUUUCACUAGAAUUUUCCUCUCUACUCUAGGAAAUUUUAACAGAUUAGCAGGAAAAAAAAAUUGCUCAACCUUGGAAGCCCAGCAUGAGCCCUACUAUAGACAGGGUGUCAGUAACAAGAGAGUCCUUCUGCUGGUAUAGAUUAUUCAGUCAAGAGAACCGCCACUCCAUUACAGUAAAUUCCUCGUAUGUAGGCAAAAUUUACAAGAAAAAAAAUUUAGAAAGAUCACAAAACUACAAAAGUUACAA
Messenger RNA from Struthio camelus australis, 1440 nucleotides. RefSeq names its product natriuretic peptides A. Gene Ontology annotation, cellular component: extracellular region; cytoplasm. NCBI's taxonomy places the organism in Eukaryota, Metazoa, Chordata, Aves, Struthioniformes, Struthionidae. Gene Ontology annotation, molecular function: hormone receptor binding; hormone activity. Gene Ontology annotation, biological process: neuropeptide signaling pathway; cGMP biosynthetic process; negative regulation of systemic arterial blood pressure. The record is from RefSeq and is a predicted model, not a curated record.